AUCAAUCUAUUUAUGAUUACUGUGUGAUUACUAAAGAGUAUAAAGAAUAUCUUUGGUUUUCAAAAAAUUAUGCUAAUAUACCUCAUCACACUGGUAUAUUUCUAGAUAAAGAAAUUAUCAAGAUUAUUGAAGAUAUUGGUUCUGAAAAAAUAGCUGUGGUUGUAUCUGAUAAUGGGGCAAAUGUUCAUAUUAUACAAAGAACUCUUUCUUGA
Messenger RNA from Racocetra persica, 212 nucleotides. Lineage: Eukaryota; Fungi; Glomeromycota; Glomeromycetes; Diversisporales; Gigasporaceae. The record is from the annotation of a GenBank genome assembly.